CCUCCAGCGGCACCACGCAGCCUCUUGCGACACCACACAGCCUCUGGCGGCACCACAGCCCCGGCGGAACCACACGCUUCUAACGGUACCACACAGCCUCCGCGGCACCACAGAACUCCAGCGGCACCACCGCGGCCUAUGGCACCACAGCCUCUAUCGGCACCCACAGCUUCUAGCAGUACUACACAGCUUAUGGGAGCACCACAGCCUUACCAGCACCAAACAUCCUCUAGCAGCACUACACAUUCUCCAAGCAGCACCACACAGCCUCUGGCGGCACCACACAGCUUCUAACAGUACUACACAGCUUCUAUCAGCAGCACCACAGCCUCUAUCGGCACCACAGCCUCUAGCGGUACCACGCACCCUCUGGCGGCACCACACUGCUUCUAACGGUACCACACAGCCUCUAGCGGCACCACGCACCCUCUUGCGACACACAGCCUCUAGCGGCACCACAGCCUCCAGCGGCACCACAGCUUCUAACGCAGCACUCACACAGCUUCUAGGCACCACACCCUCUAACGGCACCACACAGCUUCUGGCAGUGCUACCUUCUAUCAGCAGCACCACAGCCUGUAUCGGCACCACACCGGCCUCUGGCGGUGCACCCUCUGGCGGCACCACACAGCUUCUAACGGUACCACACAGCCUCUCGCGACACCGCACCCUCUUGCGACACCACACCGCCUCUGGCGGCACCACAACCUCUGGCGGCACACCUUCUAACGGUACCACAGCCUCUAGCGGCACCCACAGAACCUCCAGCGUCACCACACAGCCUCUGGCAGCCCACAGCCUCCAUCGGCACCACACAGCUUCUAGCAGUGCUACACAGCUUAUAGGGCACCACACAGCCUUACAGCACCAAACAUCCUCUAGCAGCACUACACACAUUCUCAAGCAGCACCACACAGCCUCUAGCGGCACCACACAGCUUCUGGCAGUCCUACACAGCUUCUAUCAGCGCACAGCCUCUAUCGGCACCACACAGCCUCUGGCGGUACCACGCACCCUCUGGCGGCACCACACAGCUCUAACGGUGCCACACAGCCUCUAG
Molecule: messenger RNA, 1060 nt
Organism: Homarus americanus (American lobster)
Lineage: Eukaryota; Metazoa; Arthropoda; Malacostraca; Decapoda; Nephropidae
Product: protein roadkill-like
Exons: 2
Source: RefSeq, a predicted model, not a curated record